AUGUCCAAGAUUACCGUCGCCGGUGUGCGUCAGAACGUUGCUGAGCUGCUUGACUACAGCAACAAUGUCAAGAAGCGCAACUUCCUGGAGACCGUCGAGCUGCAGAUCGGUCUGAAGAACUAUGACCCCCAGCGUGACAAGCGUUUCUCUGGCACUGUCAAGCUGCCGACCGUCCCGCGCCCGAACAUGAGCAUCUGCAUUCUCGGUGACCAGCACGACAUUGACCGCGCCAAGCAUGGCGGUAUCGAUGCCAUGAGCGCCGAUGAUCUGAAGAAGCUUAACAAGAACAAGAAGCUCAUCAAGAAGCUGGCUCGCAAGUAUGAUGCCUUCAUUGCUUCUGAGAGCUUGAUCAAGCAGAUUCCCCGUCUGCUGGGCCCCGGUCUGUCCAAGGCCGGCAAGUUCCCAACCCCGGUCUCGCAUUCUGAUGACCUGAGCGCCAAGGUUAAUGAGGUCAAGUCGACCGUCAAAUUCCAGCUCAAGAAAGUCUUGUGCAUGGGUGUUGCCGUUGGCAACGUCGGUAUGACCCAGGAGCAGCUGGUGGCCAACAUCAUGCUGGCCAUCAACUACCUGGUCUCUCUUUUGAAGAAGGGCUGGCAGAACGUUGGCAGUCUGACCAUCAAGGCUACCAUGUCUCCUCCCAAGCGCCUCUACUAA
This is a messenger RNA of Thermochaetoides thermophila DSM 1495, 654 nucleotides long. Its product is annotated as 60S ribosomal protein uL1. Gene Ontology annotation, molecular function: RNA binding; structural constituent of ribosome. Lineage: Eukaryota; Fungi; Ascomycota; Sordariomycetes; Sordariales; Chaetomiaceae. Gene Ontology annotation, cellular component: large ribosomal subunit. The transcript is spliced from 4 exons. The coding region runs from base 1 to 654 and encodes 217 amino acids. Gene Ontology annotation, biological process: translation. The record is from RefSeq and is a predicted model, not a curated record.